Molecule: messenger RNA, 960 nt
Organism: Orbilia oligospora ATCC 24927
Lineage: Eukaryota; Fungi; Ascomycota; Orbiliomycetes; Orbiliales; Orbiliaceae
Exons: 1
Coding region: 1-960 (319 amino acids)
Source: RefSeq, a predicted model, not a curated record
AUGACAGUCACCAGCAUACCCCACCUCCCCGAUUUUAAACUCCUCCCGUAUAAACUGCCCCAAACCACCACAGGAACCCCGCCUUCUUCGGAUUCGGAUUCAAAUUCGAAUUCGUCUACACCGCCAAUCAAAAUCCUCAGAACCUCAUCAUGGACUUACUGCGGUCCCCUCCUCGACUUCCCCGUCUCGAAGGAUGGUGAAGCUGACGAUAGUUCCUUACCACCUUCAUACCAUACCUGGCACCGCGCAACCAUCCGCGGCGAACCAUUGAUAAACCUCCUAAAACCAUUCCUCCUCUUCGCGCACGAGUUUAUAAAAUCCAAUGGUUUGAAGCACUACUGGAUCACCAUCCGCGCUUCGCUGCCUACAAACGACUUUAAUACCCCAAGAUGGCAUGUCGACGACGAUUUCUUCGAUCGCGGUAGCGCAGCAAAUUUAAAUAAUAGUAAUAGUAAUCACCACGUACCGCAUACGACGACCUCGUAUAAUUAUAAUAACAGCAACAGUAACCCCAAGAUAAACCGCACGCAAUGGAAACUAGCGACUACACUAUUAGGACCCGGCACGAUGUUCGCAACCAACACGACUUCCGCCCGACAAACCCUCAAAGCCGUAAAACAAGCGGUUAAAACUUCCUCGCCGUCGCAUACUUGCACGUCGGUCAUUUGCCUCGGUUGUGCUAAUUUAGCCGAGUGUGUUCGAAAGGCUUUGGCGGAUGAGUUGAAGCACGUGGAAGUCGUGCAGUCGAAGGAUGGGGAGUGCUGUUUUUUCAAGGUCGGGGAUGGGAUUGGAGCGGUUCAUUCGGAGCCUAGGAUGGAUGGUGGGGAAAGAGUUUUUGUGAACAUUGUCCCUGGGAGGGAAGAGGAGUUGAGGGAAGUCAUGGGGAAGUGGGGGAUGGAGGAGUGGCCGAGGGCUUGGUGUUUGGGAGUACCUGGAGGCUUUUGGGAGGAAGAAGGGUAA